Mugil cephalus (flathead mullet) is the source of this 4186-nucleotide messenger RNA. RefSeq lists its product as uncharacterized. The coding region runs from base 436 to 2061 and encodes 541 amino acids. The transcript has 5 exons. NCBI's taxonomy places the organism in Eukaryota, Metazoa, Chordata, Actinopteri, Mugiliformes, Mugilidae. The record is from RefSeq and is a predicted model, not a curated record.
ACGCGAAUUUCCCCCAGGGGAUGAAUAAACUAUUUUUCUCUUCUUCUUCUUCUUCUUUUUUUUUUUUUUAAUUUACAGUCGGGACGUGUAGUGAGUACCUCCCGCCGCACGGGGGCGCAGUCAAGGAGCAGUCUAUUUACCGAAACACGGAAACUGUUUUGUUUAUUAGAGGCUGCAUCCGGUUGGUCACAUCUCUUCUGUAUUUCCAGAUGCUCCGGUGAUAUUUCUACUGAAACCCCGUCUUUAUAUUUAGUGCGCUGCCUUAAACUAUCAAACUAACUUUUCCGCACGCGUUGCUAGGAGCGCUCGGAGCAGUUUAACUUUGUUGCGGCUAUUAGCUAGCACGGUUAGCCUGCUGCUCUGUAACCGGAGCUCCCACAGAGUUUUUAAUUCCUGCGUAUUUUCCUCGUCUGUCUCAAACACUUGGCGGUCAUCAUGGCGAGUGAAAACGCAGAGACCAACGCGGGGAACGACGAAGAAGCUGGUCCUUCACCGGACUCAAACGAGCACGACUACGCGCACGCUGUGGACGGUGACCUUACUUCAACCGAGGCGCCCGCCUCCCGCACACCGGUCGAGCCUGAACGGGGCGUCCCGGUGCAGCCGGUGGAGCUUCCGGACCCAAUCGUAGGGGCAGAGGUGGACUGCCCCGGGAGGAAUAAUGCAGAUGCUGAGACAGAAGCGAACCCCCAACAUCUAACAAUCCCUGAAGUUGCCGCACACGCGUCCACCGCUCCGCCGCGCGUUGGUCGCCGUCGCUCGAAGCGGCCGGAGGACAACAACUGCUCCUGCUGCAGGCUGGAGUUUGAGCGGCAGGGCCGGUCAUUCAACCGGCGGGCGGUGUACACCUUCACCACGCCCGAGACGGUACAGUGGGCUUUCCCCGGAGCGGUGGUCCACGACAAGUCUUUCCUGUGCGAGACCUGCGCCCAGGUCAUCAGGAGCAAAUGUAAGCGCAAGCAGAGCGGGAAGCGGUCUCUGUGGCUGAAGCCGCCUGCGACCAAACAGGUGAGAGACAAGAAGAUGAUGGGCCGCAGGAUGGGGAAGAAAAGCAAAGCCGCGCUGCUCGUGAGCAAGUCCAGCUACAAGGCUGCUUUCCAGAUGCUCUGGUCGGCUAAAGGUGCUCGGAAGCCGAUGAUGGAGUUCUGGAGGAAACAGCUGAAAGAAGAGAUGAAGGUGCUGUCACGGUUGCCCGACAGUCCCUUCCACCAGAAAGUGUCGGGCAGGAAACCGCUGUCGUCCUUCCCCUGGCGGCGAUGUCUGAACUGGGCCCAGGACAAAGCCCCGCUCGUCGUCACCUGUCUCCGCUCACUGUUCCCCGACGUCAACGCGCUCUACAAAAGCAACCAUCAGCUGACGGAGGAGCAGGCCUUCACGCUCCUGGAACGCCGGGCCGUGGUGGCGCUUUCCAUCCCGCUCUUCACCAGGAACAUCUGGAAGAACAACUUCCUGCAGGCCGCCCUGGGGGCCGAGCUGCGGCUGCAGGGCUGCUCCGGCACUGCCCUCGACAUCCUGAACACCAUGGGGCUGUGCCAGAACAAAGACACCGUCAGGUUACUGCUGCACCGGUUGCGAAACGGCAAGGACAUGACAUCACAAGAUGGAGAACUGGGUUCGCUUAAACAGGAACAAAUGAAAGAAGGGAUGGGAGAAGUGAUGACGGACGUGGAGGAUGCAGAUACUGAAGAGGAGGAGGAGGAGGAAGAAGAAGAUGACGAGGAUGAGGAGGAGGAAGAAGAGGAGGAGGAAGAGGAAAUGGUGAUGGCAGAAGAGGAAGAAGUGGAAGAGCAAGAAGUGCAGGAUGGGGUGCAAGAAGAAGAAGAGGACGAGGAGGAAGUAGAUCACGCAGCGGAGGAGAAAGUGGAGAAGAAGAGGAGGAAGAAGAAGGCGAAGAAGCAGAAGAAGGAGAGAGGGAAGCGGAAAGCAAAGGAGAGAGAGGUGGAGGAGGAUGAUGAGGACGAAGAAGGGUCGGAGGAGAAGAAGAGGAGGGUGGUGGUGGUGAGGCUGGGCCUGCUGAAGGGACACUCGGAGGUCGGACGGUCCGACCUGUCGGCGCUCUGAGAGGACGGGCUCUUCCCCUCGGACUCAACCAGCCCCGCCUCCGAGCAUAGAGCUGCCCGGGGUCCUGCUCUCUGUCCACUGGGUUCAAAGGCAUUCUGGGAAUCGUAGGAGUUCAGUAAGUGCUGAGGGAAACUGACGAGAGCUUUACUUGAAUUUUUUGUUUCUAUUUUAUUAAAGAAAUAAUCAGUUUGAGGCAGAAGUUUGUCCAUUUGAGCCCAGAGAAAGACUGAAUCACUCCAGUGAGACUGAGACCAACAGUAAAACACUCACAGUGGAUUUUCUUUUAACACCUCGCAGUUGUAGGCUUCCCAGAUUCACCGACGCCCUGCUUCCAUAUCUAACGGAGGCGGCUUCAAGAAUAGAUUUUUCUUCACAAGCCACAUUGUUGUCUCAUAAUUUGUCCAAAAAUAUAGAAAAAAACCUAAAGUAAUUUGGUGUCAACUAUACAAGUUAAUCUAUGGGAAUAAUAUUAAAAUCAAGCCACACGUUUCCAGAAGAAAUUAACUCAUUAUGGGAAUAAAGUUGUAAUUAAAGAAGUUAUGAGAGUAAAGGUCUUCAGGAAGAAGUUUGAAUGUUGUGUUAGUAUUAAAAAAAUGAUGAAUGUUUUUUUUCUUUUUUUCAGUUCACUAGGGAAUAUUUUCUGCUCUGUAUUGAGGAGAAAAUAAAUAGUAAUCACACUUUUAAAAACUGCAUUUAAAGGCUCCUGCGCCUUAAAUCACAUCCAGUAAUAGACUCACACACAUCAUCCAAUUAGUUUCAUGUCUGUGACUUUAAGAAUUCAUGAAUGAACGUUCUCAAAACCGUCACAGACUUAAGCGUAUUCACAUAAAAGUAGGACUUUAUAUCAAAAUGUUGCAGCUUGUGUCCUGUAAACUUUACUCUCAUAACACUGAGGUCUUUUUCCUGUUGAAUAACCGCUGUUACCCCCCUCGUAAUAUUAUUCAUUUGUUGUUGUCUAUAUUACUGCUUGUCCUCUAGAGGCACCAGCUUAUUCUGAGUCUGCAAGUGUGAGGCAAACACAAAUAAACAUCGAGACGACGUUGGUACUUCAAACUCUAGAUCGCAAAAAGUAUGAAGGGAUAAACACCUCAUUUAAAUGUUGAAAAGUUAGGAGGUGAAAAGGUUACGUUUUGUUUUUUGUUUGUUGUUUAAGCUAAUAGCUCCUCUAGUUUGGGUUCGCGGACAGGAAGUCACAGGAAUAUAAAACAGCUUGAUUUUAUUUUAUUUUAUUUUAUACAGAACACUGUGAUGACUGAACUGUCGGGGCCGUUUCAGUGAACUGUGUGAAAAAAGGACCUGGUGUUUAUGGCAUUGCUUGUUCUACCUGUUUGUUGGCUUUAGCACACCCCACAAAAGAGAUUGAAGACUCGGUAUGCUUUGCUUGAUGCAUCCUUUGUGCCUCUUGCGUUCGUGUCAAAGAACAAUUGGUGCGUUAAGACAGUUGCAGGUUUGUUCACAUGCUGCAACAUGGCAAUUGAAACAGAUGGAAGUGCACGUGUGUUUGGUUUCCGGGAGCCAUGUAUUAAAAAAAAUAAUCCUUAUAGGGGGCGAUUAAUUCAUGAGCUCUUCAGGGAAAAUGCCAAAAAUGUUCAGUCUAAGAAUUAAGAACUUUUCUUUUUCCCCUUCAUUUUAUGGUCCAUAACUUCAGCGUGAUUCACUCAUAAUUUCUUUAAAAAAAAGUUUUAUUUGGUACCAAUUCUAGUUGUUUUUGUUUGCUUUGAUUUACUAUCUUUUAGUAAAAGCACAGCAAGUCGGCUAAUAUUCAUUUCUAGUUCUGUGACUAUAAUUGGUACCAGUUUAAUUCUUUCUGAGAUUAUUACAAAAUCAAUGGCCCACAGUUUAAACAGCCUUUCUGUUGUGUACGCUGAAAUAUCUCAUUGUUUGUCUGAACCUUUCUCUCCCAUGGUCAGAACAAAGAUGGACCAGUAGACUGUAAUAUACUUUUAGUUAUGAGGAUUUUUUUUUUGUUUUUCCUGUUUUCGAGUUUCUUUCAGUGGUAAAUGUUUUUUUUUUAUUUUCUAUGUCUUGAGUUCAGGAUGACUGUGAUGCUGUGUUGCGAGUCUGGUGCAGAACAUCAGAGUCGGGCUGAAAAAACGAAGUCCACCAUUAAAAAUGUUUAAGGGUU